AUGCCUAGAGGCGAUAGACUUGAUGUUCACAAGACUGAUGGAAAUGAAGCAGAUGAGGAAGAAUCUCGAGGCCUCUUGUCCCUGGACGAGGAGGAUGAACACCUAACCCAAACCACACCUUCGCAAUUACCCUCGUCGUCUAGCUCCAAACAGCAAACCUCUAUAUAUGUGCCACCUUCGAACGGCCAACCUCGAACGCCCAGAACUCCCAACCGGGUGCGAUUCGAUUUGGACGAAGACACUGAAGGAGAAGAAGAAGAAGAACAAAAUCAACCUAUGGGCCGUCCUUCCUCAUGGCUUGAGGAGGACGAUUAUCUGAAUGCUAAUGGAUCCGGCCGGGGCCGAAGCAGCACCGGCCAGCUUGCCCCUCUACUUACCAAUAUCGAAGCGCCAACUGUUACUUUGGCUACGUCGGAGGAUUUCUUUCCCGAGGAUCAUCUGGAAGGUGCGCGGCCCAGGAGCGGGCUAAAGAAUGCUUUCAUGAAUAUGGCGAACAGCAUCAUAGGCGCGGGAAUUAUCGGACAACCUUACGCGUUUCGGCAAGCGGGAUUACUGGUUGGGAUAAUACUACUUUGUGGACUUACUGUCGUCGUCGACUGGACUAUUCGCUUGAUUGUCAUCAAUUCGAAACUGAGCGGCGCAGACUCAUUUCAAACAACCGUGGAAUUCUGCUUUGGAAAACCUGGUUUAAUAGCCAUUUCCAUUGCACAAUGGGCAUUUGCAUUUGGAGGCAUGGUUGCAUUUUGUAUCAUUGUCGGGGAUACAAUCCCUCAUGUCUUCGCGUCAAUUUUCCCAUCAUUGAAGGAUACACCUUUUCUAUGGCUCCUGACAGAUAGGCGAGCCGUCAUCGCGCUUUUUAUAUUGGGGAUCUCCUACCCUUUAUCCCUUUACCGGGACAUUGCAAAGCUGGCGAAAGCAUCGACCCUUGCACUGGUUUCCAUGGUUGUGAUUGUGAUCACCGUGAUUAUUGAAGGAAUCCGAGCACCGAAUGAUUUGAGGGGCGAUCAAUUACCCUUGAUUUUUUCGCAGAGUAACGGCUUCUUCCAGGCAGUCGGUGUCAUAUCUUUUGAUCACAACAGCCUCCUUAUAUACGGCUCUCUAAAGAAGCCGACUAUGGAUCGGUUUGCUCUCGUCACACAUUACUCGACGGGUAUAUCGAUGGUCAUGUGUCUGAUAAUGGCAAUCGCAGGCUUUCUUGCCUUUGGUGAGGAGACAAAAGGCAAUGUAUUGAAUAACUUCCCAUCUGGUAAUGUCAUGGUAAACAUUGCAAGACUUUGCUUCGGAUUGAACAUGCUUGCAACUCUUCCAUUGGAAGCUUUUGUUUGCCGUUCGGUAAUGACAACAUUCUUCUUUCCUGAUGAGCCUUACAAUUUUGCUCGGCAUGUAAUAUUUACCUCGGCGCUCGUCGUUACGUCUGUGACUAUAUCAUUACUUACAUGCGAUUUGGGCACUGUGUUUGAGCUAAUCGGAGCAACAAGUGCUUGUGCGUUGGCAUAUAUUUUACCUCCUCUCUGCUAUGUUAACUUGAGCCAUGGCAAUUGGAAAAAAAAAUCCCCAGCGUACGCAUGCAUUCUUUUUGGUAGUGUGGUGCUCUGUACCAGUGUUGUCCAAGCAAUGAUAAAGAUCGUGAAGAAUGAAGGCAGAGGAACAACUUGCUAAUUAUUUACGGUUGUGGUAAUACGAUAUCCCGAUUUGGCUUUCGGUAUGUCGUCCUUGUUAGAAAUAUAGACUCCUGAGUUUCCAUUGCGAUUUUCCCCCCAGAACUACGGCGUUUGGGUGAACAUAACUGGCUAGAUCAUCAUUGCAUUUCACGUAAAUAUAUACAUGUACUUUUUUAUUCUAUUGGCACCCCCACCCAAAUUGCUGGAGCGAUGUGAGGCCCCAUAGAAGACCCCCCAUAGAAGGUAAGAAUGUUCAUGGGCAUUUUCACAACAUUAGUUAUGGCUAACAGAAAUAUUAUAAAGCAACUAUAAAAGUGGG
Messenger RNA from Histoplasma capsulatum G186AR, 1980 nucleotides. Its product is annotated as amino acid transporter. Gene Ontology annotation, biological process: amino acid transmembrane transport. Lineage: Eukaryota; Fungi; Ascomycota; Eurotiomycetes; Onygenales; Ajellomycetaceae. The record is from RefSeq and is a predicted model, not a curated record. The transcript has 5 exons. Gene Ontology annotation, cellular component: endoplasmic reticulum. Gene Ontology annotation, molecular function: amino acid transmembrane transporter activity. The coding region runs from base 1 to 1659 and encodes 552 amino acids.